CUCUUUUUCUGUUUUGUUUCAUUUUUACCACUUUCUUUUCCUUUCUUUUACUAUAUCAUGAAAAAUACAGUGCUAAUAUGCCUCAUAAUUCUAUUUGCCCUGUCAGUUAGAGCAGACGAAAUUCCUCCUUGCUUUGGAUCAAAUUGUGCCUAUACAUUUGACAAAAUUUACUGUUACGGCGGAAAACUCGACAACAAACAGUUUAAUAAUGACAUGUAUGAAUUGAAUUUGAAUAGCUUAUCCCAGAUUCCAGUGAGUGACAUUGUAAACAAAUGGACUUUGAUCACCCCAAACCCAAGUUCGGGUGUUCCUCAAGAUGAAUACAGAUAUGGAAGCCAGUUCGUCGUAUUACCUGACGGUUCUUUAUUUUUUGAUGGUGGAUACAAUGAGGAUCACCCGCUUGUAGCCAGAAAUAUUACUUACAACCCCCAAAAAAAUGUAUGGACUGUGUUACCAGGACCUAGCUACAACGACAGUAAAAAUGGAGGCGUUUAUAGACAAGUAUAUUCCGCAGCAGCAGUACAUCUCCCUGAUACCAAUAGCGUAGCAUUUUACGGAGGAAGAGAAUUGAAUGCUGCCUUAAAUUUUACGUAUACAAUUGAAAAACCUUUUGCUAAUCUGACUUACGAAAUAAGUUCGGAGCAAGACCCCUCAAAGAAACUAGUUGAGGGCAUUUAUGGAUAUGGCUACCUAACCGAACUAAACCUCGAUACAGGAAUAUGGACUUCCGUAAAUGAAUACUUUUCGACUACAAAUUACUUUCCACCUAUAACCAGUUAUGCAACAGCAACAUACCAUCCAGGCAGCAAAAGAAUAAUUUAUUUGGGCGGAUUUUCCAAAGAUGAGUUUUUAGUAGGUUCAACUGAUCAACUAGAUCGCAUUAAAUUCUAUGAUACUCGAACUGCGGAUUGGGGUGGAAAAGGCACCAAUGGAUUUAUCACACCGACUUCCAGACUUGGGCAUACUGCAACAUUGUUAAAUACCGGGAAUAAUAUCCUUGUUUAUGGAGGUAUUAUCCAGACUAGUGAUGAGACGUUAGAAGGGAAGCUUUCACCCGAUUAUAUGUUUGAUUUGGAUCUGAACACCUUGACAUGGACAGUGAUAAACAGGCCAACAAAUUCAUCAGGUCCUAGAGCUUUUCAUUCAGCUGUUCUUGUUAAUGGUACGAGUUUGUUUAUAAUGUUUGGUAAAAAGAACCCUGAGACCGCUGGCUCUCUUGUUGCUGCAAAUGACAUUAUGAUACUUAACGUAACAGACAGAAACGCUAUAACGUCUUUGAAUACUUAUCCCAAUCCUACAAAUAAUGAUUCUGCAUCGAAUGGGGGUCAAUCUAAAGGACUUUCGGGUGGUGCUAUUGCCGGAAUAGUGGUGGGCGUUGUUGCAUUGAUCGCUAUUUUAGUCUUAGCGGCAUUAUAUCGUAAAAAAUCCAAGGAUAAAGCAAAAAGAAAGGAGGAGCUUCGCGAUAAUUAUAAAGCAAUAGAUGGCGAGUAUAAAGAAGUGCAACCAUUUAGUGCGGAAUUUUCGGGAGGGUCCACGGACGUAGAAAACACAUCAGCUCAACCCAUCGCAUCAGGAAAAUCAAAUCAAUAUGCUAAUACCUAUUCACCAGAUUUAGCAGACUCAAAAUUGAUAAAACCUGAUGUUUACACAGAUUUGCAAACGAAACCCAAACCUGAUGUUCAUGGCACUUUUCAUACGAAAGACAAACCCGAUGUUUACGGUGGUUUUCAUUCAAAAUACAAACCUGAUGUCGAAGACGACUAGCACACGAAACCUUUUUAAUUUAAUAUUUAUAUUAAUAACAGGUAGAAACAACAGUUAAAUUGUGUAAUAGAAGCUUCCAUUUUUAUAAAUUAGAUUAAAGGGCACGGAUAAGUGCCCUAUUGUAUGCGUAUAAUAUAACUUUCAAUUAAAGUCGCUUCAUCCAAAAGAUUAACCUGCUUAUGCUUGCGAGGGGUAAGAAGCCCCCACCCCACCCCACCCC
Messenger RNA from Mucor mucedo, 1984 nucleotides. RefSeq lists its product as uncharacterized. The coding region runs from base 58 to 1764 and encodes 568 amino acids. Gene Ontology annotation, molecular function: protein binding. The record is from RefSeq and is a predicted model, not a curated record. NCBI's taxonomy places the organism in Eukaryota, Fungi, Mucoromycota, Mucoromycetes, Mucorales, Mucoraceae. The transcript is spliced from 9 exons.